UCUCUCAUCACAAUUCCUAAUUUCCUAUUACUAAAUAUCUUUUUUAUUUUAUUAUUAUUAUAUAUAUAUAUAUAUACCCAAGAAUGAAGGAAAUUGAAGCAAAGAGAGCGCGAAUGGAUAACGAAAAGACCACAGUUUGUGUUCUUGAUGCUUCAACCUAUGUGGGUUUUUGGAUUCUCAAAGGAUUGUUGAGCAGAGGGUAUAGAGUUCAUGCAGCUAUCCAAAAACAGGGGGAGACAGAGAUACAGAUGAAAAUCAGGAACAUGGAAAGAGUGGAGGAGAGAUUGGAGGUGUUUUCUGCAGAUGUUUUGGAUUACCAUAGCAUUCUUGUAGCUUUGAAGGGGUGCUCUGCUUUGUUCUGCUGUUUGGGUGGUUCAGAUGGAUACGAUGAUAAAAUUGUGGAUUUGGAGGUGAGAGGAGCAAUUAAUGUAGUGGAAGCAUGUGCUCAAACAGAGAAUGUUGAGAAGAUUGUCUUCACUUCUUCUUUAACUGCAGCAAUUUGGAGAGAGAACAUUUCUACAGAGACGGAUGUAGAUGAGAGGUCAUGGAGUGAUCAAGAUUUUUGCAGGAAAAUGAAGUUGUGGUAUGCCCUAGCAAAGACACAGUCAGAGCAGGCAGCUUGGGCUCUAGCCAUGGAUCGCAUGCUCAACAUGGUUUCCAUAAAUGCUGGGCUAGUGGUUGGACCCAGUGUCACUCAACAGAAUCCCAUCUCAACGAUGUCGUAUCUUCAAGGUUCACACCAUUAAGAAGAUUAGGGUUUAAUUUAAUCAUGAUGAUUUCAAUUAAUGAAAGAAAAAAGAAAAUAACAUUCAAUUUUUUUUUUUUUUUU
Corylus avellana is the source of this 829-nucleotide messenger RNA. NCBI's taxonomy places the organism in Eukaryota, Viridiplantae, Streptophyta, Magnoliopsida, Fagales, Betulaceae. The record is from RefSeq and is a predicted model, not a curated record.